Molecule: messenger RNA, 705 nt
Organism: Sphaeroforma arctica JP610
Lineage: Eukaryota; Ichthyosporea; Ichthyophonida
Exons: 4
Coding region: 1-705 (234 amino acids)
Source: RefSeq, a predicted model, not a curated record
AUGGAAGGGCUGGGCGACUACAGCGACAGCGAUGUCGAGUGUCUGCAAACACUCCACGCCAUUCUCAGCCACAAAGACUCGGCCAACUGGCCCCCGGCUGUGGUGCUUAUGCUGACAACCAACGUGGACAAGGCCGCGGGCUGUCAUGGCAACCGUGACGAGAAGACCCGGCAACCUUCACCGCAACGCAGGACCAGAUUUGGCCUCACCAGCAGAAUAGAAGCACUCCUCAAGGUAUCACAUAUGGAGAAGACAAUUCAACGGUGCACAGACAUGUGUUUCCUGCUGUGGCAGAGACAGCUAGUACGCAUCUACAUCAAACGGACUGUUACAUCGACCCCGCAGGCCAAAACGGACAAGCGAAUGACCGCAAAAGGAGACGAACAAGUGGGCCUAAACGAGGGCCAAAGGGGGGUGGCUGUGUUGUCUGUCCUAUUGGGUGCGGUCGCGGAUGGGAUGGGGGUGUGUGCUCACGCCCAGCACAUUGCUCCCGGUCUAUUAAUAGAACAGCAGCACGCGCAUGUGGUGAAGGUGCUGGACGAGUGUCUACUGCAGCCGCUGCCAAAACACGUCGAGGGUUUAGGGUUUGAAGGUUUAGGGUUUCAGGGGUUCUUUUUAGAACGACAGUUCAUAUGCGUGGUAGAGGAAUUGGGCGAGUGCCUCAUACGACCGUUGGCGAAACACGUAGAGCAGCGUGUGGCGUAA